AUGAGUGCGCAUAAUUACUUCGAGCUGACGAGGAUCAUGCCUUCCGACGAAGUCGAACUUCGUCGUGAAUAUGCCUCGUCUAUUUAUGAUGCGAUGAAGUUUUAUGAACCAACCUUCCAUAUGACUUUAGUCCAUUUGGCUAGUAUUAUGAUAACCCCUCUGGACAAACUUGAGCAGAUCCGCAGCACGUCACUUAUGUUUACGUUUAUGGGUUGUCUGCCGCCUUUGCUCAAACGCUACCUUAUCGAGAACCCCGUCAUCCCCAAGUCAUACAUGACAGUUGAUCCGAAACACUCGAUACCGGGCGACAGCGAGCAUCAGAGGAACCUGUGCCGAAAACGCGACAACUACAAGUGCGUGUUCCUACCCAAUACACCGAACGAUGUGAAAGUGGCACAUAUCGUUCCACCGACCUGGGUUGACACUCAGGAAACCAUGGAAACUAUAAUAAAGACCAUGGAUGAUGCUUGUUUUUUGACGGGUUUUCAUGACAUUGACAAGUACCUAAGCCUUUUCGUCGACGAAUACAAGCGAGGGACUUCGGAUAAGUGUUGGAAUAUGAUCAGUCUUGACCAGACAUUAUACUGGUAUUUCAAGAACAGAUACAUGGGACUCAAGUGUCUUGGUAUUGAGUAUACCGAAGAUGAUGCAAAGGCUACUGUCAUCAUCCAACUGACUCAUAUAUACCGCACCACGAACUAUCCCAUGGAGAAUGCCACCAUUGAGGGAGACGGAAACCACUUUGACGAUAUUGUCAUGGGAAUACGAAAGUUUGAACAUCAAUGCAAUCUCCCCUACAUCGAAGGUCAACAAUGUAUGCCACCAACGACGAUAUCCGUGUUAUCUGGCAUGUGUACCCGUAUCGAGAUGUCAAACGAUGACGCUAAGAAGUGCAAGUUCAUGCUAGAUAUUUCCUGGAGGCUGAGUAUGAUUGCUGGCAUAUGCGGUGCAGCGGCGUAUUCACGAUAUCUGCCUGAUCAUGAUUCUUGGUCACUUAUCGUGCGAGACCUUUCAAUCAAUGCUUGGGUGGAGGAUCAAGCACGAUUGCAUUCAGAAUCACAAGACUCUAACGAGAUGUUGGAGUUGGAUCGGGGUUGUCAGCAUGAUGGAAAUGAUAUGGAACGAAAACGGAAGGUCAACUUGAUAAAUUAG
Fusarium pseudograminearum CS3096 is the source of this 1152-nucleotide messenger RNA. RefSeq lists its product as uncharacterized. The transcript is spliced from 2 exons. Bases 1 to 1152 code for a protein of 383 amino acids. NCBI's taxonomy places the organism in Eukaryota, Fungi, Ascomycota, Sordariomycetes, Hypocreales, Nectriaceae. The record is from RefSeq and is a predicted model, not a curated record.